AUGACUUCUAUUAUGGAUCAGUAUGAACAAGCAAAUCAAAAAAAUAUUGCUGGUGCAAUAUCAGAUGAACCAAUUUCCGGAUACAAUUCAAGGAUGGAGGAUAGUACACCAAUUUUUAGCAAACAAAAAAUGCAGUUUACGCCCUCGGAUAAGAUUACACAUUUGGCAGUUGCUAACGAUAUUUUGGUAUUGGCCAUGGCAAAUAAUACUUUGUUUAGAAUUAAUUUGAAACAGCCUGAUAAAAAUGAAGAAAUAUCUCUGAAUAAACCUGCAUACAAAAUAAGCGAAAUAUUUAUUGAUCCAUAUGGUAAUCACCUGCUUAUUGCUCUAACCUCAAGACAGCCUGAAUCUUCCAGUGAAUUAAUAUAUCUCAAUAGGAAAAGUAAUAAACUUAAAGCUUCUAAUAAGUUUCGAGGCUACGAAAUAACUGAGGUUGGCUGGAAUUGUAAUGUGUGCUCUGAGACUACAACAGGUCAUAUUUUGCUAGGAACAUCUAAAGGUUUAAUUUUUGAAACUGAAAUGGGAUUAGAUGGUGACAAAAUAUUUCAUAGUAGUCUUGAGCAGUAUUGGAGACAACUUCCUAACUAUUUACCACUUUAUGGUAACAGGGAGGUAGAAGGUCUGAUUUUUGAUAUUGGCAAGGGAGAUGACAUCCCAAUUACUGGUCUAGAAUUUCGCAAAGUCAAUGAUACAAAUAAGUAUAUUGUUCUUGUUACAACACCACAAAGACUUUAUCAAUUUUCUGGUACUUCUUCAUCAGAAGACAGGUCGCUAUUACAGCAAGUUUUCAAUUCAUAUUUAAACAAACCAGAGGAAUGUAUAGAAAUGGGAAGUUCAUUGAAAUAUUCAAAACUGAAAUUAUACUACAAUGAAGUGUCUAGCCUGCCCAAAUCUUUUGGAUGGCUUAUAGAACAUGGAUUGUACUAUGGAAAAAUUGACCCAUAUAAAUCUGAUGACUCAAAUUUUAUAUCCAAAGCUGAAAUGCUAGCAUUUCCAAAUAGAACAAAUGAUAACUUGAAAUCCAAGUCUAAACUAUAUCCAAUAACAUUUGUGAUGACAGAAUUUCAUACUCUACUUGUUUAUAAAGAUAAAGUUGUGGGAAUUUCGCUAUUGAAUAAUGAUGUGAUUUUUGAAGACAAUUACAAUGAAGCUUUUGGGAAAGUUGUUAACAUUGCACGAGAUCCUGCAAAAGGAACUAUUUGGUUAUUUACAGAUAAAUAUGUCUUUAGAUACAAAGUCACACGUGAAGAAAGGGAUGUAUGGAAAAUUUAUGCUGACAAAAACGAAUUUGCAUUAGCAAAAAAGUAUUGCAAUAACAAUCCUUUAUUUUAUGAUAAGAUUCAAAUAAAGGAAGCUGAAAUGUUAUAUAAUGAAAAAAAAUAUAAAGAAUCUGCUCUUAUAUUUGCCGAAACGCAAUCGAGUUUUGAAGGUGUUUGCCUAAAAUUUUUGGAGCGGAAUGAAAUUCCAGCACUGAGACUAUUUCUUCGUAGGAAAUUAGAUAUGUUAAAACCUCAGGAUAAAACGCAAAUCACAAUGGUUAUUAUAUGGAUUAUUGAGUUGUAUUUAAAUGAAAUAGGUAAUUUAAGAAAUAGAAACUUAUUAGAUAGUCAAGAAUGCCAUGAACUGCAAACCGAGUUUGAUAAAUUUAUUAGGCAACCAGUAGUUUAUGAGAAUAUAUGCAACAAUAAAAGAGUAAUUUAUGAAUUAAUGGCGUCUCAUGGAGAUAAUGGUAACUUGAUAAAAUUGACAAUGUUAAACGAAGACUUCGAAAAUGUGAUUAUGAUGCAUCUGUAUAAAGGACAAUACAUGGAAGCUUUAGAUGUCUUGAAGAGACAAAGUAAUAAUGAGUUGUUUUACAGACAUUGCCCAAUACUUAUGGAAGAAAUACCAAAAAGCACUGUCCAAGUUUUGAUUUCAAGAGGGAAACAUUUACAACCAUCAAAACUACUUCCUGCAUUGGUAUGGGAAAUAGGCUCUGCAGGCAUCAGUGAGCAACACAUGGCAGAAAUUAUAAAAUAUUUAGAGUUUUGUGUUCAUAGCAUCGGUUCAACACAACAGGCAAUACAUAAUUAUCUUUUAACAUUAUAUGUUAACCAUUAUCCCAAGAAAUUGAUGCUGUAUUUGGCAACUCAAGGCCAGGAUUUAACCAUGAUACACUAUGAUGUACAUUAUGCUCUGAGAUUGUGUAGAGAAAAGCAUCUUACAGAAGCUUGCGUACAAUUAUCAGCUUUGCUAGGACUCUGGGAAGCUGCUGUAGAUUUAGCACUAACUGUAAAUCUUGAUUUGGCAAAAGCUACCGCGUCACAGCCAAAUCUUAGUGAUGAACAACGUAGAAUGUUAUGGUUGAAAAUAGCCAAACAUGUUCUGAGUGGAAAAGAUGAUAUAGAACAAGCGAUGGAAUUUUUAAACCAGUGUGAUUUGAUUAAAAUUGAGGACUUAUUGCCAUUUUUCUCAGAUUUUGUUACAAUAGAUCACUUCAAAGAUGCCAUUUGCAAUUCAUUAGAGAGUUCCCCAGCUCGGCACAAGGGCCCUCAAAGGUUGUCCCCUUCGCGGGGAAAUGGCGACGUGCGACCUAUGGCGCCUCAUAAUAAUUCGACGGCUGCGGGUUUGAUUAAGGGCGGUUUCCCCGAUUGA
Ctenocephalides felis (cat flea) is the source of this 2634-nucleotide messenger RNA. RefSeq names its product vacuolar protein sorting-associated protein 18 homolog. Bases 1 to 2634 code for a protein of 877 amino acids. Lineage: Eukaryota; Metazoa; Arthropoda; Insecta; Siphonaptera; Pulicidae. Gene Ontology annotation, molecular function: protein-macromolecule adaptor activity. The record is from RefSeq and is a predicted model, not a curated record. Gene Ontology annotation, biological process: lysosome organization; intracellular protein transport; endosome organization. Gene Ontology annotation, cellular component: endosome; HOPS complex. The transcript has 11 exons.